This is a messenger RNA of Aureobasidium namibiae CBS 147.97, 1071 nucleotides long. RefSeq lists its product as uncharacterized. Lineage: Eukaryota; Fungi; Ascomycota; Dothideomycetes; Dothideales; Saccotheciaceae. Bases 1 to 1071 code for a protein of 356 amino acids. The transcript has a single exon. The record is from RefSeq and is a predicted model, not a curated record.
AUGCACAAUCUUCAGAACUUACCUUACCGCAGCAAGGAGCAAGACAGAUACGACGCGUCUGACUCAGCUUCCUUUCUCUCUUCGCAGCAGGAACGGGUCGAUCACAACGCAGACCAACCUCAAAGCAGUGCGAUACCAUCUUCACCUCCGACAGAUUCAGCAGAGGCCACGACAAGAUUUCCCCCCCCCCCCCCGGAUGGAGGCGUUCCCAUCGAUGAAGAAGCUCUGGCGAUGUUCCCUGACUAUCACCAUGUUGUGCUUAGCAGUGACGAUGACUCCAGUGAUGGCUGUUCUAGCGACGAAAGCUCCUUCGACGAAGGUUCCUAUGACAAUCACUCCCCUCGAGGAACACUUAUUGAACCAACGCAAGUCAUAGAACCUCUCCAGCGACGCAAGGGUCACCCCCGACCUCAAAUUCCACGUCAGUCCGGUCCCGACCAUCGACACAAACCUAACGAUGACCAGGAAGCAGUUCUAUCUUAUGCGACUCCCUUGCCUGUCUUUAACCACCAAAGAGACAAGUUCGUAGUUGAGUCUGAUUCAUCAAUGCUUGUCUGUCAGCCAUCCAGAGGAUUACAGUCUGCUCAGCCACUACCAACCGUGACAUUGAACCCCAGAGUUGGCAUGGCUGUCGAAGGAGGUAGACUAUAUCUCGCCCAGACGCUACAUCAUUACUACCGCAAGCACAUCCACUGUCCUCGCCACGGUCCUAUCGACGGAAGGCCUGGUCACCAUCGCACAGUCAGGAAAGUGCAUGAGACCGGCCAAGUAUAUCGUGUGUGGUAUUGUACAUCACAGCCCAAGUGGGAAGGUCACCGUAUUGACAACACGGCCUACAUUGAGCUUGCGAAAGUUCAACUAGACCAGGCAUUGUUUGAUCGAGUCCUCCAUGAACUCAUCCGCCAGCUCCGUUCCAGAGAUUGUCAGCCUGUUGCACGCAAUCGCUCGCCUCAGCCUGACGAUUUCGAUCACCUUGCCCUUUUGUCGUACGUCGGCAGUUAUGGUGCGCCACAAGAAGAGAUCUCACGGUCAAGCGACUUGCACGGAACAAACUCCAUGAUGCAUCGAUAA